Molecule: messenger RNA, 9923 nt
Organism: Octopus bimaculoides (California two-spot octopus)
Lineage: Eukaryota; Metazoa; Mollusca; Cephalopoda; Octopoda; Octopodidae
Product: tumor protein p63-regulated gene 1-like protein
Cellular component (GO): cytoplasm
Source: RefSeq, a predicted model, not a curated record
UGUCAUCAGCAGCAGCAGCACUAGCAGGAGAGGGCAGAGGAAUUUGUAUUUAUUUCUUGUAUUUUCUGCCUCACCGCCACCCACAGUAGACAAGUUAUUUUCACUUUACUUAGAUACUAGGUUGUCGUUUCAUUAUAUCUCAUUUAUUGAACACCCAACUCUAUUUUACUACUAUGUGAGGACAAGAAGGAACUACUAGUAGUUAAAAUAAUAUUAUUAACUAGUAACUAUCAAUAAAGACGACGAGCUCUACUUAUAUAUAUAUAUAUAUAUACACACGCGACACUAUACACACCCUCGAACAACAGUGUAGUGAUCGUUGGUAGGUGACAUUAUAAAAAGAAGUCAGUGCACAACAGAAUCGUGUUCAAAAUGAUGACCGAUGAUAAAUUCGUAUCUGAAUACCUAAGUGACGAACAUCUGUCAUCGGCAGAUGAAAAGGAAGGUGAGUUUGUCGGUGCCACCCUAAGUUUGAAACCAACAAGUUCUGGUUAUAUCGGAGUACACACCUACCAUGGCAGCAGCAAUGAUAUUACAGAUGGUCAUCCGUUUAUUAGAAAUGAACAACAUGCAUCGACCCCCAUCGACAAUCAAGCUAUGGCCACGGAUCCCAACCUCAACAGAAGUCGACCAGGAAGUACAUACAGUCGAAGGAGUACUUUGAGUACAAGUAGUAGAACAUCCAAGAAACAGAACAUUGUCCGGACGGAUGAAGCAUGCGAUUUAUUUUUUAGUUACAAGGAAAAUUCCUUUGAUGCUGCUGUAAGAAAGUGUAGUGAACAUAUCCAACGUGAAGCAGAUGGCCAGUUCCAAGGGGCAUGGAUCCUUACUGAAAUUGACCAUUGGAAUAAUGAAUUGGAAAAACUGGUGAUUCUUACUGAUGAUUCUCUGCUGAUUUUCAAGUACAACUUCAUCACUCAGAAAGUACUCUUGUAUAAAAGGAUUUUUCUACAUUGUAUUGACACAGUGAAAAUGGGAGAUUUUGUUUAUCCAAAUUUCUCCGUGAUGCCUAAUCGGUCCCAUGGAGGUGUCCAAGUCUGUUGGAAUAAAGGCCAAAUUCCACUCAUUUCUCAAGUUUGGAACCCAUUUUCAAAUGAUAUUCCAUGGGCAAUAUUUUGUCACCAUCCUCUUAUCUAUAAUCCUAAAGAAUCUGAAACAGCAUACUUCAAUGUUGAUGAUUUUAUGGACACCUUAAUGGACAGCCUUAACAAAUGUUACAACCGGAAACGACCCAACGAAAAUGCAACAAUUGUUGAAGGGGCCAUUUUAUUGAAGAAUUAUGUAAAUUUGCCAUCAGUAUUCUUCAAUUCAAAUUCUCUGGGUUUUAGCCGUGAUCGGAAUGGGUUCUGUUUCUGAUAGAGAACAAGUAGAAGGCAGAAGAGAUGAUAAUGCCGGGCAAUACAGUUAAAACUGUUGUAUGAUAUACUGGAAGAUGGUUGUAUCAUCACUAGCUUUAACAUGAGAGGAUGAAAGUAGAAAAAUGCCUACAUGGUGCAGAAAAACAAAAAGUGAAACUGCUAAAGAAAUGUAAUAUAAAAAGAAAAAAAAAUUGUGUUCUCUUUUAUGAUGGAAAUAUUUUUCAAUUUUAUUAUCAAUGUUUUACCAUUUUCUUCGGUUUCUUUUUGGAGUUACAUGAGAAAAUGUCCAAAUGUGGGAAUAUAUUAAAAUAUCAAGAAAUAUAUGUAUAUUUAGAUUAUUUUUUUGUUAUUUUAUAGAACAUUUUUGUUAUUCUAUGCACCAUUGUCAUUUUCCUUCUUCAAUGGCAAUGUGAUUAAGAUAAUUUAAAGUGAAUAUUGUUCAAGUAAUUUCUACUUUGGUUAUACAAAUUUAGAUGUAAAAUAAAGGAUUUUUUUUUUUCUAAUAAGGACUGAAAAUUAUGUGUGUAAUACACACACAUACAUGCAUACACUGUAUAUGAGUGUAUGUAUAUGUAUGUAGUUGCCAGUGGCGACAACCCCCCCCCCCCAAUCCCAUGCCAUAUUAUUCCUUUUAGCCUAGGAAUUUCUGAUGAUUGCCAAACUGAUCUCAAUUCCUGGUAUGAAACUGAUUAUAAUAUAAUAUUGCUUUAUAAUAUUGCUUUAUAAUAUUGCUUUAUAAUAUUGCUUUAUUAUUAAAAGUAGUCAUCCAUACAUAUAUAUAACUUUGUGCACACAUACACCUGUUAAGAGAUGUAUCACCCAUGUGCUAGCAAAGAUCAGUGGUUCUCAGUCUUUUGGACCCUAUGGUGCAAUGGAGAUCACUGGUGCAGUUAAAAGGAAAGUUAAAAAUAUAGAAAACUGUUGUUUACCUUGUGUUAUUAAUUACACAUGUGCUCAUUUUAGCAAGAUGUUCAGCCUUUAAUAAUUAAUUUUAAGUUAUAUAUUUAAAAUUCUGUGGCACACUGUAGAAGAAUGAAUAGGAAAGAAAAUGAAAUGGAGGGUGUGCAAUAAAAAAUGCCUAUGAAUUUAUUUGAAUGUGAGGAAUAUCCCAGAUUGCUAGUCAUAGACUAUAGUUGUUUAUUUACUAAUAUUUGCAAACUAAAUUCAAAAUAGAUGAUAAAUCUUUAACACCAGAACCUUCCUUAGUUAAAUUUAUCAAAUUUUCAAAACAGUUUAUUCUGAAAUAUUUUCUCUUUAUCACAUUUUGUAUUCUAAUUUUUGUUUGAUACUUUUUUUUUGUCUUGGUGGUUUAAUUAAAGAAACAGAAUAUUAAUUUUUAUACUCUGAUAUAUUUAGACCCAUCUUGGUUGUUAUAAUUACAAUGUUUCGCUGGUGUUCAUUCUGGCUUUCUUCUAUGGUGCUAGUUUGUUCUUCUGUUGUUUAUAUAAGGGACAUUCUCUUUAAUAGACUAAACAUAGACAUGAACACUCGGAAUCUUUAAUUAGCAUCAUAGCUAUAAAAUAAACUAGGUUUAAAGCUCCUAAUUUCAAUUACCUAAUUAUCUUAUAGGAGAAUGGGAUAGUGAAUAUAAGCAUUGAUUAAUUGUGAAGUGUAGUAGGUUAGUGUUAACUAGCGAUGGUUGUGAGUUCGACUCCUGGCUUAAUCAUAAAUAUAUGACAACAAACUAAAGAAAAGAAUUCCUUCAAAGGGGUGUAUAAUUGUCAAUUGUAUCUCACUAUUUAAUCUAUUGUUUAUAUAUAUAUAUAUAUAUAUAUAAGGAGAAUUCACAAAAAAAAACAACAGACGAAGACAGGUGGUGUUGAAAACAAAUAGAUGUAUUAGUAUAAUGCUCUGGAAUUGAGAAAGUCUUUAACGUUUCGAGCCUAUGCUCUUCUACAGAAAGGAACACGGAAAGAAACAAGGAGAGAGAAAAUUAUCUCCCCACCCUACUCUACCCUAGAUUUAAUAAUGAGUUUAGUUCCAAAUUCUGUGAACAUUUCUGAAUAUGACAGACACCUGAAAAAGGCUGGAGAUUACAAUGGCUGAAAUGUUGUGAUUAUAACAACCAAGAUGAGGACAGUAGUUCAAAUAUAUCAGUAUAUGAUGAUGAUGAUAAUUCUUCCUCUCAGAAAUAUGAAGAAAAUAGUAUUUGUUCCUUUAACUAUGUUGCUGGAUUAGUUAAUAUUGUGAUAAAGGAAUAAAAAUUAUCUUUAGCACAAAAAUCUAUACAAUACACUUUAUGUAAAUAUUCCUUGUUCUUAUUCAUAAUUCAAAGUUAUGAAUACACAUUUCUAAAGAAAGGAACAUGAAUAAGUACUUUGUGAAACUUUGGUGCUGAUGGAAAUCUUAGCAUAUGGAAGAGUUGUGUAAUGACAUGAUUGAGGAAAGGAGUUGCUAAACUGAGUUGUUAUUUGUAGAUUUGUAUGAACAACUUAUAUGAAAGUUAUAUUACAAAUGGUAGUUAUAACAUCUUGGUCGACCUGUGAUAUUGUCUUACAUUCAAUGAUUUUAUUCAUAUUAGUAAAGGAGCUUAGAAAAGGGAAAUAUGUUAUAAUCUCAAUGUUUUCUUUGACAGAUCUGAGAUUUCAUAUCAAUUUACAAAACUUAUUAAUAAGAUAGCAUGACAAAACUAUUAUCAUAAUUAUAUAAUGGCUACAUUAGCAAGUUUUCAUAACUUUAUACUUCUCCACUGUCAAAAACCAUAAUAAUAUAUUUAAUUUGUUAAUAUUAAAUGGAAUACUAAGCUAAAAGUUAGCUGAAACCUGAUGUAUUUUAUAUCAAAUCAUUAAUAAAAUAAAUAUCAAUCAAGGAUUGAGGUUAAUUUAAUCAACUGCUCAAUGAAAUGUGUAGAGUUGUAUCUAAGUAAAAAAGUGUUGUUUGGAUAUGAUUUCAUGUGUGAAAGAACAAACAAGAAAUUGAUCUUGUGAAUCUCUAUGUUGACAGCAUUUUGAUACUAUUAAAAGAGAGAAUUUUUGAAAAUAUUUCUUAUAUGUCCCUUGAAUUGUUAAUAUAUAAUAAUAAUUUUUUUGAAAUUUUAGAAUAAUUCUUUUUGAAAAGAAAAUUGUUUUAUUUUAGUCAGGAAUGAGAAAUUAGAUUCAGGACUUUUUCACUCAUUUAAAAAAUUUUUGAUUUGUCAAAUUUUAGUUUUUAAAAUUUCAAAGUGUAGUUAGAAGAGUCAAACUAACAUUUUUAAAACAAAAGAAUGGAAUUCAAAUUCAGUUUUGAAUUUAAUUUAAAUAAAAACAACCUUAAUUAUAUUUUUUGUUGAUUUGAAUUUGAAAUCCAAAUGUAUUUUUUAAUUAAAUUUUGAUGUAUUUAAAAUUACAAAAUUUAAAAAAAAUAUAUAUCACUCAUUCUUUUUGAAUUUCAAAUUUCGAAGAUGAAAAACUAGACAAAAAUAUCAAAAACAACAAGUACUUCUCGAUUUUAUCAUUCAACAUGGAUGUGUUGUUAAGAAUCUUAUUUUGUAGCCACAUGGUUUUGGGUUUGGUGGCACUUUAACAUUCAGGUUUACCAAUAUCAUGUGAGUGAAAUAUUUGGUAGAAAGAAGAUGUGUGGAAUGCUGUAUGCAUAUAUAUAUGUGCACACACACACACACACACACACACACACACACACACACACACACACACACACACACACACACACACACACACACACACACAUGCACACACACACAAACAUGCACAUGCGCACACGCACACAUAAUGUGCCUGUGUAUAUGUUUUUUUCAUGUGCGGAUGUGUAUAUAUGUAUGAAUAUAUAACUGUAUGUAUACAUAUGUAUGUUUGAGUGUGUAUGUGUGUGUAUCUUCUGCUAAUUUAUAUAAACAUUGUCAAGAAAACCAAAAACUGAAAAGCAUUGCUUGUUGUGUGGAUUUCCUUGCAAUAUUUGUUCUGUAACAUAUUACUGACACUCCCUUACCACUGUCCCUAUCAUAAUUGCAGUGACCAGUGCUUGUCCAUUGGAAACAUGUAACCAAAAAUGCUAUUGAACCCCAAUUGCGAUAUAAAAUCAAUAAGACAAAAACUGCUCACCAUUUUCUCAAAAAUAAAAAAAACGAAAAUAAGUGUCUUGCCGAAACAACAUUUUUGUAAUAGAGUUACACCUCAAAUAUAUUUGUAUAAGUCCUCAAAAAAAUAAAAAAAAAGCAAAACAUCUAAACCAAAAGAUUAUUGAUUAACUUAAUAAGGAUUCUUACAACAUUUCCUCCAGCUAGUUAUGAAAAUGUUUAGAAAAUACACAUAAAUAUAGAAUAAACUAAACAAAUAUGAAGUACUGAAACUUUGCUGUGUUAAUUCUAUCUAAAAUAUGAGUAUAAUUUUUCUGAAAGUAAUUAGAGAUGAAUUGUUUUUUUUUUUUAAUAUUUACAUCUGAAAUAUACUUGGACAGUUUGAUAUACGAGUGUCAUCAAAUGUCUUCUUCCUGGCUGUCUACAUUGUACUGGGUUGGAGUUGAACAAGCAACUUUUAUCCUUUAUCCCUUUAGCAUUCACAUUAUUCUGUCAAAUGUAAGACUUAUUUAUUCACAUUGUUUUGAAUCAAUCAUGAAUUAUAUCAUAACUUUGAGAUUUCAAUGAUAUGAUUGUUUAUUUUUAGAAUGACAAUGUAAGGUAGGUGUGAAAGGUUGGACCUGGCAGUUUGAACAAAGAAAUCAGAAUAUUUGGACUAGAUAUGGCCGGUUUGAAUGCUAAAUGGUUAAACUAUGGAUAGUGAUGCUUUUAUGCCACUGUUUAUAAAUAAAAGUUCCUAGUUUGAAUUUAGUCCAGUACUAUAGUCCAGACACCCAAAGAUUGGAGAUCAAAUCCAGCAAAAUGUAGUGGAGAUAAAAAAAUAUUCCAUCUUUAAAGAUGAGUUUAAUAAUCUGAAACUUUAUAAUCAUAUUGAAUAAUUGUAUUCAUCUCAGGCAUUUAAUUAAGUAUUUAAUUUGUCUAAAAUAUUUUGAAAUUUUCCCUCAUAACUCUGUAUGAAGACAAUCACACAUUUCUUUAAUGAGAAUAGAUUGUGCAGAGUUUCAGCAUAAGACAUGCAGUUUGGUGUGUGUGUGUGUGUGCUUUUAGAAACUAAAGUGUAACAUUUGUGUUACGGCCUCAUAUUUGUAUUCUGGUGGAUUUUCAUCUGAAUAGAUUUGAAGAUGUUCAGUAAAUGCUAAGUAGAAAUGUAAUUGGAAAGAGCUAUUCACCAGAGUGGAUAUAAAGAUAUAUAUACACUAUUUAGUGUAUAUAAAAAAUUUUUUUUUUAAAUGGUCAGAACUUUGUGAGUAGUUGAUUAUUUUAAAAUUGCUUGAAUAUUUUGAAAAAUGUGAAUAAGCUAAAAUGAAACUUAAGCUAGAUUCAGAUAUUUUUUACUGCUGAUCAAAUGUGUACAUUUAUAUUUAUCUACAUCAAUAACAAACAAACUGCUCAACAAAACAACAAAUGGUAUUUAAAAUCUUUCACAUUUAACAAUUGCUGCAUUAAUUAAAAAUGAGAAUUAUUUAAAAAUUAAUUUACAUUUAUUUUUUACACAAACCUCCACCAGCAAUAACUUUAUAAUUAUUUUUUGUAAUUGAAAAAGGCAUUUUAAAUAUAUAAAUAAUUUUCGAAAUAUUAUUUUCAUUAGAGAUAAUUUGAAAUAGUUCUUAUGGGAAUUUUACAUAAAUAUAUAUAAAAAGAGUCUAAAAGUUGAUAUUGUUAUGUAACAUUAUCAUUUAAUCUGUGAUACUCGUUUCAGAUGUGCCUGUGGUUUUAGUCCUCUACUUAUAUAUUUCACUUGGAUAAAAUAGAUUUGGAAUAAAGUUUUACAUUCAUAUAUUUUCUUUCAUGUAUGAAUGGCAUGAAAUCAUGCAUGUCUGUGUUAAUAGGGUGCUGGAUAUCUGGCCAAGAGGUCGUUAGUUUAUAUCCUGUUAUCAUUAACUAGUAAUGCAAUUCCAGUCAUUGUGUUCAUAGAAAUCAAUAACCUAGUGCAUAUAGCUAUAACUAGUUACUACAUAUGGCUAUAAUUGAUUGCUGUAGGAGGUGGUUGUAUUCUAAAACUAACAAGCACUUUGUUGGUUUGCAGUGUUCACAGUUUUGUCUUCUUGCAGAGAAAAAUGACUCCGAUGGUUUUGGCAUCCUUUUCAGAGAUACCUCACAUCAGCUUAACAGAUGAGAAGGUCACAGAGAGUGGUUAACUUCAAUCUGGAAUGUUGUUGUUGUUAGCACUCCGCUGCUUACGACGACGAGGGUUCCAGUUGAUCCGAUCAAAGGAACAGCCUGCUUGCGAAAUUAACGUGGAAGUGGCUGAGCACUCCACAGACAUAUGUACCCUUAAUGUGGUUCUCGGGGAUAUUCAGCGUGACACAGUGUGACAAGGUUGACCUUUUGAAUUACAGGCACAACAGAAACAGGAAAUAAGAGUGAGAGAAAGUUGUGGUGAAAGAGUACAGCAGGGUUUGCUACCAUCCCCUGCCGGAGCCUCGUGGAGCUUUAGGUGUUUUCGCUUAAUAAACACUCACAACGCCCGGUCCGGGAAUCGAAACCGCUAUCCUAUGCCCACGAGUCUGUUGCCCUAACCAUUGGGCCAUUGCGCUUCCACUUCAAUCUGGAAUAUGCAGAUAACAAUUAUCAUGCUGGAUGGUAAGCCUUAAAUAUCAUUGGUUCUGAUGAUGCACAUUAAAGUGAAACAAUAGCAAUUCUACUGCACCCAUCAGGAGCUUUGUUAGUUGCCUUGUGUAUAAAUACACAUGUAUACCUAAGGUAUAGGAGAUGUUAAGCAGAAUCACUGUUUAGAGAGUAAGGGCAACCUUCACUGUGAUCAAGCAAUUCUUUACUGGAUCUCUAUUUCCUCAGUAGACUGUAUAAUGAGUAUCAAGAGAUUUAUCUCCCAUGAUUCUCUCCAUGCAUAACUCUUCUGUCUUUUAAGUGAGACAGGAGAUUAUGAUGUUAAGGAAUUAUGCUAAACCUCUUUUCACUAGGUUCCCCCUGCCUCACUCUCCACCCCAUCCUCAGAAAAUAUAUGGCUGCAUAGUUAAGGACUUCACUGUACAGUCUUAUAUUUUCAGUUCAGUCUGAUUGCAAAGCUCUUUGGACAAGUAUCUUCCAUCUUAGCCUCAGUUUGACCUGACACCACUUGAGUACAAUUUGGCCAGUAAAAACUGUACAUAAUCCCAGUACACUUUGUAAAGUGGUUGGCAUUAGGAAGGUCACCCAGCCAUAGAAACCAUGCCAAAACUGACAAGUGGAGCCUAGGCAGCUCUCUGGUUUACCAGCUCCUGCCAAACCAUCCAUUCCAUGCCAGCAUGGAGAACAGACAUUAAAUGAUGAUGAUGAUGAUGAUAUAUAUAUAUAUAUAUAUAUAUAUAUAUAUAUAUAUAUAUGUAUGUAUGUUGAGGGUACAUAGCCUAGUGGUUAAGGUGUUGCACUCAUGAUUGCGAGAUCUUAGUUUCAAUUCCUGGACCAGGUGGUACAUUGUGUUCUUGAACAAAAUACUUCAUCUCAUAUUGCUCUGUGGUUGCUUUGAUAUUUGACAUGUGAUACACUGUGCACCUGUUUUCUCAUAAAACAAAGAUCCUUUGAGAGGCAGGGUAUUAGGGGAGGUAACCUUGUGUCAGGGGAUGAGAGAUUAGUGUGUGACUUUCUUGCUGGAUUUGGUAAAGAGAGACCGAUAGAAGUCCAUUACAUGCACACACAUCGGUCUCCACUACUGCUUUGAAACUGGUGUUGGUUUGUUUAUGUCCCUAGUUCAGUGAAAGAGACUGAUAGAAUAAGUGCCUGGCUUUAAAAAAACGUACUUGGGUAAAUUUGUUUGACUAAAUCUUUCAAGGUGGAACCCCUGCAUGGCUGCAGUCCAAUGACUGAAACAAGUAAAAGGUAAAAAAUAUGUUACUACAAGGGAUUUUGUAGAUUAAAAACAUAUUCAAGGACAUUCUAUCAGGGUUUCCUGUAGCUGUCUGCAGGUCACUGAAAGGAUUUAUGAAAAGACCGUGAAUUAUAAUGAUUAAUCAUCCAUAGAAAGAGAUAGAGAGAAAGAAUGGUCAAAAAUACACAUGUAUAUUUGAGAUGAGUUGUGUAAACUGGUCAGGCUAUUUAGAUUAAAGAAUUCAAAGUGAAAAGUCUGAAAAUCUUGUGUUCUUCAGCUAUAGUCUCUAGUGAUAUUUUGCUCUGCACUGAGUUGUAGACACUCCCUUGAACUAGUGAUUUGCUUGUUGGAUAUGUAUAACCAAUGAUGCUAUUGUUCUCAAAUCAAGUUGUUUUUUUUUUUUCUUGUCUGGUUGGACAUCCAUUCUAUUGCUAACCACUCGACCAUGAAGUAGGGAUUAAUGUUGAUUUGUCAGACAGCCAGCACUCUUGUAUUUUGUCAGAGGUAUGACAUGUGGCUGAAGGAAAUAUAAAGUCACAGCAUUGCUGAGGAAAAAUAAAGAAAAAGAGAGAGAAUAGAAAAUAUUUUUUUAUUUAAUAUUUCAGCUUUAAUACGCUAAAGGGAAAUGUGAACUUUUGACUAUACAAACAGAUUUAAUUUGAAAUGCUAGCCUGACACACAUCUUGUCUUAUAAUGAAUUAACAACAACAAAAAAAAAAAGAAAAAAAAAAAAUAGAAAGCAAGAAAA